ACAGUGGGCUUUUCCCACAAGAUCAACAUUCCCUGAUAUAUUGUUUAUUAAAAUGGUAGCGUAGCCGAAGUUUAAGGGAUUCGGAGUUUAUGUUGUUGAUAUGAGGUCGUUCUAAAAGACAGUUUCAUCUUUCACUUUAUUAAAACUUUUGAUAAAAUGGACACAUACAUUUUCAUAAGGCACCCUGAAUAUAUAGGAGUUGCAAUGCCUGCGUGGUGAUUUACCCUUAGAGCCUGUACUUAUCUGAACAAAAACGGGACGCGUCCUCCAACACCAGACAAGCUCGUUGUCCCAGGGGCAGCGUACGAAUGAGUCGUAAGCAAGGAAGAGAGAGGUUAAAGGUCAUAUGCCCCCCUUAUAUAGACUUUAUGCCUGAGUUGUCAAAGGCUCUUUUACAGACGCACGCAACCACUACAGCGCGUCCGGGGCCGCGACGUCAUCUUGCAUCAUGGGGCAUCUUCAGCGUAUCCGGGGCAUCGACAUCAUCCCGCGUCAUAGGGCAUCACUACAACUUCCUCCAUCACCAACGUGUGAGCUCGCUCCGUCCGGCGGCAGGUAUCCGUAUGACCUCCGAUCCCUCGUACACCUCCGAGCCCAUCCAGUUCAUAGGAAGCUCCAGCUCAGCAGAUGACAUCACAGGGACACCCGAUAUGAAGCGAGCGAACACGGUCCACGCCCAAGCAGGUCCUCAUGGCCUUCGGCUGCAGCCAUCACAUCAUUCGUCUCUCGGGGUGGAAGAUGCGACACCACGAUACAGUACUCCAGCUGGGAACAAAACUAUCAGCAAGACAACCCCCAGUCACUUCUGUCAAAGAAUGCCAAAAAGAAAGAUUAGUACAGGUAAAAAGGCAUAA
Molecule: messenger RNA, 854 nt
Organism: Penaeus chinensis
Lineage: Eukaryota; Metazoa; Arthropoda; Malacostraca; Decapoda; Penaeidae
Exons: 2
Coding region: 309-854 (181 amino acids)
Source: RefSeq, a predicted model, not a curated record